Molecule: messenger RNA, 1600 nt
Organism: Gossypium raimondii (Peruvian cotton)
Lineage: Eukaryota; Viridiplantae; Streptophyta; Magnoliopsida; Malvales; Malvaceae
Exons: 4
Coding region: 651-1427 (258 amino acids)
Source: RefSeq, a predicted model, not a curated record
CUUGAGCAACUGAAACACUAACACCAACAGCAGCAUCAAGAAGACAAGAAGAACAAACACAUCAGGAAACAGCAUCAUCUUAUUUUCUAUCCUCGCACACACACACACACUGCUUUAUUUUCAACAACCAACAGCUCACAGGGACAUGGCAUGAAAAACAAAGGAAACAUGGGGAAAACUCCACACACGCACUCUCCAAGACUCAGUCCACACAUCACCCUCUUUCAUAAAUGGACCAGCUCAGCUCUGCUGGACCAAAGUUUUUAUGUAGAAGAUAAACCAAAAAGAAUAGAUAGGGGGAUGAUAAUAUAGGUGUCUUCCAAUGUGCUCCAUCCAACUCUCUCAAACCAAUUAAAAACAUGUUUACCACAAAUACCCUUCUGCAAUCCCCCCCAAAAAGUCAUCUUCAUCACUGUCUCUAUUCUCUAAAGAUCCCAUUUUUUUUUCACCCAGUUAUGUGGGCUUCUUUGUCUUGGUCAGAGUUUUCACAGAGUAAACAGGAAGCCAGAACCUUCCUCUCUCUCUCAACACUUUUUCUUUCCUUUUUUAUUAUUUCUUGCCCUCAUCUCUUUAUUUCUUGUCAAAUACCCUUGUCUCUUUCUCUUCUCCAUAUUUGUGGGUCUCUUAAUCUCAUCCCUGUGUUCUGAAACAUGAAGAAGAUGAAAGGGGUUGCUGCUUCUGUGGAGUAUUCUCCAUACCCCAUAUACGAGGACCAAAGGAACAGGUUCAAGCACCACAGCCUUAUGCAAGACUUCGACGACUUGUUCAAGGAAACAGAGGCUAUGAGAAAGAGAUCGCAGGUUUUGAAAGAUAAAAAAUUGACCCUUUUGGCUGAAGUUCGGUUUUUGAAACGGAGGCACAAGUUCUUGAUGCAAAACCUAACUUCGAACACACCGGCCGAACAAAGCUUUGCGCAUUCACAAAAUAAGGUGAUCAGAAGUAAACUAAAUACGGAGGAAAAGAAAUCGACCGGAAAGGAACGUACUUUGGGGCGCCUAGCUACAGGUUUCGAUUUGAACCAGAAGGUAAAGACCAAGGAAACCACUUUAGCUCAUCCUUCUCCUAUGUUUGACUUAAACCAAAAGCAACAGAAAGUUUUCAGCGAAAAGGAGGAAGUUACUUUGCGAACUAGUUUACCGGCUCUCGACUCAUACCAGAAGGAAAGGCCUUAUAGCGAAAAGGAGGCUACUGCUCGAAGCAUGGCGCCGGUUUUCGAUUUAAAUCAGAUUUCGACAGAGGAGGAAGAAGUACAAGCUAGUAAUAACUCAAUGGGAGUAGAGGAAUUGAAGAGAAGUUCACUUAGAAUUGGAAGUGAUGAGCAGCACAAUGAUAUUAAACUAUCAGCAUGCUGGAACACCGGAAACGGCCCGAACCGAGUCGGAAAACGGAAGAUCACGUGGCAAGAUCAGGUGGCUUUGAAGGUUUAAGUCUCUUGUGAUGGGAAGUGCUUAGCUUUAAAGGGUUUGGGACCUUAUUAGUUUAGCUUGCCGCCCUCCUCUGGCUCUAUUAUUCUCGCUUUUGUAAAAAAAGGAAAUAUAGUUUGCAUCUAAUGAAUUUAUAAAAGAUAAAUUUGAAUAUCGAUGCUUAUCCUAAACCAAAA